This is a messenger RNA of Brachypodium distachyon (stiff brome), 3144 nucleotides long. RefSeq lists its product as uncharacterized. Lineage: Eukaryota; Viridiplantae; Streptophyta; Magnoliopsida; Poales; Poaceae. The coding region runs from base 232 to 2889 and encodes 885 amino acids. The record is from RefSeq and is a predicted model, not a curated record. The transcript has 6 exons.
CCACCCACCCCACCCCACGUCCCCUCGCUCGCUCUCCCACCCCUCCCUACAGCGCCGGUGGGGGGCCUCCACGGUUGCCGGCGACCCGAAGCUGCCGCUGCCGCCGCCACCGGCGGCUGUCGUCGCCGACUCGCCCUCGCCGCCGCACCACACUGUCCACACUGGCACUGGCCAAAUUUUGGUGGAGGCGAUUUUCGUUGCAGCUGUUUCCGCUGGUGGUGGGAGUAAAGAAUGAUCAAUUUGUUUGAUUUGAGCGCUGGAGCCAGCGCCAGGGUUGCUACAAGAGAUGGUUCUCCGGUCAGAGGAACUCAGUCGGACAGGAAGGAGUAUGCUGAUUUCAAGACAGUGACCGGCAGCAUGAGGAGGAGCUCGUCUGAUAGAUCUUGUGCUACGCCCAUGAAAAUGCUGAUAGCGCAGGAGAUGGCAGAGGGGGACUCGAACCAGAAGACCACUAAUGUUGUGGCAAGGCUGAUGGGACUUGAUGAAGCUGUGGCCCUUCCCAAGCCUGUUCAAUCUUCCAGCAGGAGGAGAUUUCCGGAAGGUCAUUUAUCAACUACCUUGGCAAGAGUUAACAACCAACUGUCAUUCGACAAGCGCACAAGCUUUGUUGAAAGUGUGGAAUAUAAGGAUGUCUACGAAGUUGGAUACCAGCCACAAAGGAGUGAGCAUUUGAGCAAUGAUUCUUCACGGAGAGGGAGACCGCAUGAAGAUCAUGACCAGAAAAGAAUGGAUCUUGUCCGGCAGAAGUUCGUCGAAGCAAAGCAGCUAGCAUCACAUGAGAAUCUUCUCCAAUCAAAGGAAUUCCAUGAUGCUCUCGAGAUUUUGAAUUCAAAUAAGGAUUUGUUUCUCAGAUUUCUUGAAGAACCUAACUCACUGUUUGCGAAGCAAUCUGAUGAAUUUCAUUCUGCACCAACAUCACCCCAGAGGAAGCGGAUAACUGUGUUGAAACCUGCCAAAUCAGUGGAGAUGCAGAGUGAAAAAGCAAUUAGAAGGCAGCAAAACCAUGCAGUUAAUGGGAGCAGAACAGAUAAAAGCAAGCUUCAUAGGAAGUCUACUGCAAGUCAUUACAAAGCAGAAAGGCUUCCACAGCACACCCGGAUAGUGGUCUUGAAACCUAACUCAGCAAUUACCUCAGUGCAGAAGUUUCAAGAAACUGGUCAUGAUAACCCUGAUGAUUCUGAAGCUCCUAAUGUAUCAAGGCAUUUGAGCGAUGAGAUAGACUGGUCGGUACAUGGCAUGUGCCAUCAGCAUGAUGAAUGUUUGCAGGGCAGCAUACCGUCAAACAAGGUGAGCCGAGAUAGAUCAUACUCUGGCCGUGCUGAAGAAGAGUGCAGUAGCUUCAGUGGUUCAGAUAUUGGAAGUCCAACAUCACGCCAUUCUUGGGAUUACAUAUAUCGGUUCAGCAAUCCUUACUUCAGCUCAUCUUUAAGCCACGCUUCUUGUUCUCCUGAGUCUCAUGUAGCUAGGGAGGGUAAGAAACAUGCCUCUGAUAGGUGGCCAAGUUCAUCUUCUAAUGAGAUUAGCCGAGAAAGGGUGCUAGUGCGAAGGAGCUUGAGCACACUUGGAGAAAUGCUUGCCAUGUCUGAUGUGAAGAAAGAAGAGGUUGCUGAUCAAGUGGUGACUAAUUCCAGCAAACCGUUGUGUGGCAAUGAACCAAGACUCGCUGUGCCAUCAAAUUGUUCUAUUGAUGGUGGACAAGGAGAAAUGUCCAUCAAGAAAAUUUCAAGGUCUAAAUCUGUUCCAGUCUCUUCAUCAGCCUUCGACAGCCUGCGUUUUGAUGCUAGAUCUUCAGAUCCUCAACAUAAAGAGCACACAACGCCAAAGGAGGAGGCCAAGCCUAAGAAUGGGAAGUCAUCUCUCAAGGGAAAGAUUUCGAGCUUCUUCUCAUUGCGUAAGAAAGCUGGUAAAGAGAAGCUUACCUCAUCUCUCCGCAGAGUUCUUUCGGCCAGUAAUGUAGCAGUUGAUAGCUCGGAUGUAUCACAUCCAGCUUGUGCAAGCUUACAAGAGAAUGUUUCUUCAGAAAAUUUAGAAGCUAAGUUUGAUUAUGCAACGACAGUAGUUCGGACCAAUGAGCCAGAGGCGCCUUCUUCUUCUAAGGCUCCAAUUUCUCUCUGGAAAGCACUCUCAUUUGAGAUUCGAAAUUCCCACUUGAAUCAACCCAGUCCUACAUCAGUUCUUGAUGCAUCAUUCGAGGAUACUAAUGAAAAGUCCCCUGGUUCAUCAGAAAGCGCAAUCACCGCUAAACAAGAACCUUUAUCAAGAUGUCUUCCCAUUGGAUCAGUUGCGCGGACUUUAUCAUUUGACGACUCUUCUGAAGAGGCCGUGCCAUGUUCUAGCAAAGAAGAUUGCCAUGAGCAAGAACAGUAUGAGUUCGUCGAGAAGAUCCUAUUUUCCGCUGGUUUCUGUAACAAGCAGACCAACGAUAUCUUCGUCCAGUGGCAUUCACUCGACUGCCCUCUAGGUCCAGAUGUGGUCGACCAAUUCCUGGAACGCAAAGUGGAGGAUGAGAGGCGGUCAAACCAGAGACUCCUCAUCGAUUCCGUCAAUGCCGCCCUGCUUGACAUUGGCCAGAGCAGACUCUGGUGUGCAUACCCUUGCACCUGGCCAAUUGUUAACGCACGUCGAGUUGCCUCUCGUGACGAUGAGCUGGUAGCCGAUGAGGCAUGGAAGCUAGUGAAAGGUUGGCUCUUGGAUGACGAGGCACAUAUGGUCAAUGGGCUAGACAAUGUGGGCGUGGCAGCAGAUUGGGUUGUCGGCAGGGAGAUCGAAGGAAGAGGGUGGCCCAAAACGCUUCGAUUGGAGGUGGAUGAAAUCAGCAAGGAGAUAUGUGGGGAGGUUCUGAGCGAGUUGGUUGAGGAGGCAUUUUCAGAAUUUGCCGGGUGCCAUUGAUGCUAGCUGCUGCUUUCAAUUUCCCUGCCCUGUGGUGUCCACCUGUGGUGGCUUUUUAUUUCCAAUCUGGUGGAGACCGUUGCUAAAGAGGCUCGGUUCUUGACUUGUCGUGUGUGUAUACUGUCCUCUUACUCAUAUCCUGCUCUGUACGCUCAAGUCAAGUGUCCCCACACACCUCCUCCCUGUAAGCAUUGCAAUUGAUACAUUCUACAGUGAUAAUAAUAAUGUUUAUGAAUACAGCUGCAUUUCAGAAAA